GUAGAUCAGGCAACGCAGCGCUUGUGAAGGAAGAAGGGCUGGGAUAAAGUAAGUGACUCUGAGUGUUCCACUAUGGCGGCCAGCGAUGCAACAACCGAUGAUUCGUUGUACCCAAUAGCUGUAUUGAUUGACGAGUUACGAAAUGAAGAUGUCCAGCUUCGCCUCAAUUCCAUCAAGAAGUUAUCCACUAUUGCAUUGGCAUUGGGUAUAGAAAGGACACGGAGUGAAUUGAUACCUUUCCUGACGGACACAAUUUAUGAUGAAGAUGAAGUGCUAUUGGCUUUAGCUGAACAACUGGGAGCUCUAACCCCAUUAGUUGGAGGUCCUGAAUUUGUUCAUUGUCUUCUGCCCCCAUUAGAGUCACUGGCUACUGUGGAAGAGACUGUUGUUCGGGACAAAGCUGUGGAGUCCCUGCGUCUGAUUUCAGAACAACAUAGUCCUUCAGACCUGGAAACAUAUUUUGUUCCAUUACUGAGAAGACUUGCUUCAGGAGAUUGGUUCACGUCGCGCACAUCUGCUUGUGGACUUUUCAGCGUAGCUUAUUCCAAAGUAUCGCAUAAUGUGAAAGGAGAAUUGAGGGCAACGUUUCGUAUGCUUUGCCAAGAUGACACUCCUAUGGUGCGUCGCGCGGCAGCAUCUAAACUUGGAGAGUUUGCUCGAGUCGUAGAAGUGGAGUGGUUAAAAGCCGACUUAAUUCCGAUGUUUGUCCUUUUAGCCCAAGACGAACAGGACUCGGUGCGACUUUUGGCAGUCGAGGCCUGCGUUUCUAUGGCUGAGCUUCUUCAGCAGGAAGAUGUAGAACAGCUUGUAAUGCCAACUUUGAGACAGUGUGCGGAAGACAAAUCAUGGAGAGUGCGGUACAUGGUGGCUGAUAAGUUUACUGAGUUACAGAAAGCUGUUGGCCCAGAAAUUUCCAAACAAGACUUAGUGUCGGCAUUCCAAGCCCUGCUGAAAGAUCCUGAGGCAGAAGUGAGAGCUGCAGCGGCUCAUAAAGUACGAGACUUUUGCCAAGCCCUAGAUCCUGCGUUCCGAGAAAGUCUCAUCAUGAAUCAGAUUCUGCCUUGUGUCAAGGAAUUAGUGUCUGAUGCUAACCAACAUGUUAAAUCGGCCCUGGCUGCUGUUAUCAUGGGCCUCAGCCCUAUUUUAGGAAAAGAAAACACGAUUGAGCAUCUCUUACCGUUGUUCCUUACACAGUUAAAAGACGAGUGCCCUGAAGUUCGCUUAAAUAUAAUCUCGAACUUGGAUUGUGUCAACAGUGUCAUUGGGAUUCAACAAUUAUCUCAAUCACUUCUCCCAGCUAUUGUCGAAUUGGCCGAAGAUUCCAAAUGGAGAGUACGCUUGGCAAUUAUCGAGUAUAUGCCUCUGCUGGCCGGUCAACUCGGAGUAGAGUUCUUUGACGAGAAACUCAAUACACUAUGCAUGGCGUGGUUGGUAGAUCACGUUUACGCCAUCCGUGAAGCAGCCACAAACAACUUAAAGAAGCUAGUUGAAAAGUUUGGUGUUGAGUGGGCACAAAGUACCGUGAUCCCUAAAGUCUUGGCCAUGGCGCGUGAUCAGAAUUAUCUCCAUCGUAUGACGUGUUUGUUCUGCAUCAACGUUCUGUCGGAAGCCUGUGGACCAGAUGUAACCGGCAAAGUACUACUGCCAACUGUCAUUUCUAUGGCGAAUGAUAACGUGGCGAAUGUACGCUUUAAUGUUGCCAAGUCAUUGCAGAAGUUAACGCCUCGAAUGGAAGCACAGGCAACCCAUAGUGCUAUUAAACCCGUGCUCGAUAAAUUAAUCACAGACACUGAUGUCGAUGUGAAAUACUUUGCGUCAGAAGCCCUAGCAGUUCUGUCUGGCUGAAAUCCACGAGUAAAUUUGUCGGUGAAAAUGGAUCUAUAGCUGUGACUUAUUGGCUGUCUAUUAAUUUUUUCCCCUCGUUUAAAUUUACAUUUCAUCCCCGAAAAUUAAUAUUGGCAAGUAUCCCAUUCUUUAUGUAGUAUCAUCAUCACCCAAACCCUUCGUUUCUUGGUAUUUCGCUUAGGACAGUCAUACUCGCAAUUCAUCCGGAGCGAUGAAGUUCGUGUAUCCCGGAGAUCUUAUCCCCUUAAGGGCGUUAAAUUUAGCUGUUCAAAUGUAACACUUUUCUUCAUUUAAUUUCGAAAUACAAAGCAACGUUCUUUUGUUCAUAAUUAAAUAGUAAAA
This is a messenger RNA of Daphnia carinata, 2187 nucleotides long. It is a transcript of the gene Pp2A-29B, whose product is annotated as serine/threonine-protein phosphatase 2A 65 kDa regulatory subunit A alpha isoform-like. NCBI's taxonomy places the organism in Eukaryota, Metazoa, Arthropoda, Branchiopoda, Diplostraca, Daphniidae. Gene Ontology annotation, cellular component: protein phosphatase type 2A complex; cytoplasm. Gene Ontology annotation, biological process: protein dephosphorylation. The coding region runs from base 73 to 1845 and encodes 590 amino acids. The transcript is spliced from 9 exons. Gene Ontology annotation, molecular function: protein binding; protein phosphatase regulator activity. The record is from RefSeq and is a predicted model, not a curated record.